This is a messenger RNA of Lytechinus pictus (painted urchin), 1140 nucleotides long. RefSeq lists its product as uncharacterized. The coding region runs from base 1 to 1140 and encodes 379 amino acids. The transcript has a single exon. The record is from RefSeq and is a predicted model, not a curated record. Gene Ontology annotation, cellular component: cytosol. Gene Ontology annotation, molecular function: ribonucleoside-diphosphate reductase activity, thioredoxin disulfide as acceptor. Gene Ontology annotation, biological process: deoxyribonucleotide biosynthetic process. Lineage: Eukaryota; Metazoa; Echinodermata; Echinoidea; Temnopleuroida; Toxopneustidae.
AUGCUUCAUGCACUGGUGAAAAUUGUCAACCCAGACAACACAGCCCUCGCGGAUGAUGCACCAGUUGGACCCGUAAAUCUACUGUUUCCUUCACUUUUUAGCCAGAUAGAUGUCAAACUGAAUGAAACUCUAGUGUCUCAGCCAUCAAAUACAAAUGCGUAUAGAGCAUAUAUAGACGUGCUGACCAAUUAUGGGCACGAUUCAAUGACAUCCCAGCUGACCCAGCAAUUAUUCUACAAGGACAAGGCCGGAUAUUUGGACGUGGUAAACCCCCUCCUCGAUGAGGCUGAUGUAAACAAGGGUUUGAAAAAGAGACAGGAAUUCACGAGUGGGAGUAAAGUCGUAUCAUUAUUGGGACCCUUGUACGGAGAUAUUUUCUUCCAAGAAAGGCUCAUGCUCCCAGGCGUGGACGUUAAAAUCAAACUUAACCGAAACAAAGAUGCCUUUUGCCUGCUCACGUCGCACGCAACGUCCAAGUACAAGAUUAUGAUUCAGAAGGCUUCCCUCUACGUCAGGAAGGUGAAAGUCAACCCAUCCGUCAUGCUAUCGCACGCAAAAGGCCUGGAAAAUACCCCUGCCAAGUAUCCAAUAAACAAAGUAGACGUGAAAUCUUUUACGAUACCUGCAGGGAAUAUGUCCGUUAACAAAGAUAACCUUUUCCUGGGUCAGAUUCCCAAUCGUAUCAUCGUCGGAUUCGUGGAUAAUGACGCUUACAACGGGAGCUACCGAAAAAACCCUUACAAUUUUAAGCAUUAUAAUUUGAAUUACAUUUCAAUCACAGUGGAUGGAGAACCUCUUCCCAUGCGGCCUCUCAGGCCUUGUUUCGAAGACGGAGGGAGCCAAAAUUAUAUAGAAGCUUACAAUACGCUGUUUAUGGGAACCAGUCGUCUAUUUUCAGACCGUGGAAUAGCUAUAAAUAGGGAAGAAUAUGCCCGAGGAUACACACUUUACGCAUUCGAUCUCACCCCCGACUUAAGCGAUGGUUGUCAUCUCAAUCUUGUCAAAGAAGGGAACGUACGUCUCGAAGCAGGAUUUGAUGUCGCUUUACCCAACACCCUGAAUUGUAUCGUAUACUCUGAAUCACAGGGGCUUAUCCAGAUUGAUAGAAGUAGAAAUGUCAUCUACGAUUUCAAACCGUGA